Messenger RNA from Pygocentrus nattereri (red-bellied piranha), 3279 nucleotides. RefSeq names its product SPG7 matrix AAA peptidase subunit, paraplegin (gene spg7). Gene Ontology annotation, cellular component: membrane; m-AAA complex. Gene Ontology annotation, biological process: mitochondrial protein processing; protein-containing complex assembly. The transcript has 17 exons. Gene Ontology annotation, molecular function: ATP-dependent peptidase activity; zinc ion binding; ATP hydrolysis activity. The record is from RefSeq and is a predicted model, not a curated record. The coding region runs from base 343 to 2733 and encodes 796 amino acids. NCBI's taxonomy places the organism in Eukaryota, Metazoa, Chordata, Actinopteri, Characiformes, Serrasalmidae.
ACGCAACACGACGGACAUCUGUGUCAAUUUAAGCAGACUUGUUUGCAGCUGAUAUUUGCAAAAUAUUAUUAUUCAUUCACUAUCUCUUGUAGAAAUUCGCAUAGUCUGUUUUAGUCCGAGUCGGGCGAAAUAGCAACAAUAGCACUCCGGUGUGGAAGUGAGAGCGCCGUCAAUCUCAAAUAUCUUUGGCUGGUUGGUGUUGAAUAACAGUUAUGUAGCUGUAGCUGUAGCGUCGGGCCAGAGCUUGAACAACGCGAGGGCCGUUUUAAAGAUGGUGUUUUAGCCGAGGGGCUUAUUUCUCACGUAGUUAAAGGAGGAGACGGAGCGAGAAAGCGCGGAAACAUGGCAGCGCUGCUGCGGCUCGGGAGCAGAUGCAGUAAACACGUCGGCAGCCGCCGCAGCGCGCUGUCUCCGCUUCUCCACGGAGGACGCGACACACCAGGAGUCGCUCCAUCGUGCACGAAGUGUGGGUGUGGAUGGCUGUUUGUCCAGCAGCCCAAACGUGGCCUAAAGUCAGGAGUCAUUCAGCAACUUCUGAACAGACCACUGAGUCCAGAGUUCCAGGCGCUGAGCCGAGCUGUGUGCAGAAACGGUCUGGGAACUAAUCCGGCGGGAUUGUGGAAAAUUCUUGGUGGUACAUAUUACUUCAGCACAUCUUCUAGAAGACAGGAGAAGAAAGAUGGAGCGAAAGGGAAAACGCCUGAAGAGGACGAAGAGGAGAAGAAGAGACGUGAGCAGGAGGAUCAGAUGUACCGGGAGCGUCUGCGGACCCUCUUUAUCAUCGCCGUCAUCAUGAGCCUGCUGAACUCCAUCAACACCAGCGGGGGGAACAUAUCCUGGAACGAUUUUGUGAACGAGAUGCUGGCUAAAGGAGAGGUAUCGCGGGUGCAGGUCGUCCCAGAGAGCGACAUCGUGGAGAUCUACCUCCACCCCGGAGCGGUCAUCUUCGGCAGACCGAGACUUGCCCUGAUGUACCGCAUGCAGGUGGCCAACAUUGACAAGUUUGAGGAGAAGCUUCGUGCUGCAGAGGAGCAGCUCAAUAUAGACGCUAAGGACAGAAUUCCAGUGUCCUACAAGCGCACAGGCUUCUUCGGGAACGCCCUCUACGCUCUCGGUAUGGCUGCUAUUGGCGUAGCAAUCCUGUGGUACAUCUUCCGCCUGGCAGGGAUGGGUGGACGAGAGGGGGGAUUCAGCGCUUUUAAUCAGCUGAAAAUGGCCAAGUUCACCAUUGUCGAUGGGAAAUCAGGGAAAGGCGUGAGCUUUAAAGAUGUAGCGGGGAUGCAUGAAGCCAAGAUGGAGGUGAAGGAGUUUGUGGACUACCUGAAGAAUCCAGACAGAUACCUGCAGCUGGGGGCCAAAGUCCCUAAAGGCUCUCUGCUGCUGGGGCCGCCGGGCUGUGGGAAAACCUUGCUAGCCAAGGCGGUGGCUACAGAGGCCCAGGUGCCCUUCCUGGCCAUGGCUGGCUCAGAGUUUGUUGAGGUGAUUGGAGGCCUCGGUGCUGCGAGGGUGAGGAGUCUGUUUAAAGAGGCGCGGGCACGCGCCCCCUGCAUCGUCUACAUCGACGAGAUCGACGCUGUUGGCAAAAAACGAUCCACCAACAUGUCCGGCUUCACCAACACGGAGGAAGAGCAGACCCUCAACCAGCUGCUGGUGGAAAUGGACGGAAUGGGUACCACCGAUCAUGUGAUCGUCCUGGCGUCCACCAACCGAGCAGACAUUUUGGACAAUGCACUGAUGAGACCUGGCAGGCUUGACAGACACAUAUUUAUCGACCUCCCCACUCUCCAGGAGAGAAAGGAGAUAUUUGAGCAGCACUUGAAGAACCUGAAGCUUUCCCAACCUGCUGAUUUCUACUCCUUACGCCUGGCUGAGCUCACACCAGGCUUCAGUGGUGCCGAUAUUGCAAACAUCUGCAAUGAAGCUGCCCUCCACGCAGCCCGAGAGGGCCACAAGUCCAUUGACACCUUCAACUUUGAGUAUGCUGUGGAGAGAGUUAUCGCAGGCAGUGUGAAGAAGAGUAAGAUCUUGUCCAAAGAGGAGCAGAGGGUGGUGGCCUUCCACGAGUCUGGCCAUGCUCUCGUCGGCUGGCUGCUGGAGCACACAGAGGCGGUCAUGAAGGUGUCAAUAGCUCCCAGGACCAACGCAGCUCUGGGCUUUGCUCAAAUCCUGCCAAAGGACCAGUACCUGUUCACCAAAGAGCAGCUGUUUGAGAGAAUGUGCAUGGCCCUGGGUGGAAGAGCCUCAGAAGCCAUCACUUUCAACAAAGUCACCACAGGUGCUCAGGAUGACCUGCGGAAAGUGACGCGUGUGGCCUACGCGAUGGUGAAGCAGUACGGCAUGGUGCCCAGCGUAGGUCAGGUGUCCUUCCCUGAAACAGAGGAGCAGGGCGCUGUUGGACGAAGACCCUUCAGCCAAGGUCUCCAGCAGCAGAUGGACCAUGAGGCUAAGAUGCUAAUUGCACGGGCUUAUAGGCACACUGAGAAACUACUGCUGGACAACAGAGAUAAACUCAUAAUGCUGGCGAACGCUCUUCUGGAGCGUGAGGUUGUAAAUUAUGAUGACAUCGAGGCUCUAUUGGGACCCCCUCCUCACGGGCCCAAAAAGAUGAUUGCCCCCCAGAGCUGGAUCGAGGCAGAGAAAGACAAGCAGGACACAGGAGAGGAGGAGCCUCGCCGACCCCAAAGACCCCUAAGGAAGGACGAGGAGGAGGAGGUCAAUCUGGGGCCGGUAUGAAGCCCCCAGUACCCCAACCCAAGGCACCUAGAUGGGAGGAAAACACAAGAAAUUGUGGAAACAUGAACUGUUUAGCUUAUUUUGGAGAAGGAGCGCUGCAGAGUGGUUUUCUGUGCUUGUAGGAGGAUCCGUUUGUCUGUUUAGCAGAAAAGAUAAACACGUGUUUAUGGAAGAUCCUUUUUUGCCGGUGAUUUUGACCAGACAUGAGGUUUUAAAUAUCAUCAAACUGAUUGAUGCCCGUUUAUAGAAAAUCACUGCUAAGCUUUUUUUUCCCUACACAAUAGAGCAGCAACAGAGUAGCCUAAAGCAGCUGCCAGCUUAAAUUACUGAGCAAUGAAUAUGCAUUAAUUUAAUGAAUGUAGGCGGCACAUGCAUUGUUUGUUUAUUGAGUUGUUGCAUCCGAAGAGAUCAGGCUCCUGUGAUUAGCCUCAUUAUAAAAUAUAUACACAGAUUAGGCGUCACAUUAUGAGCACCUCCUUGUUUCUACGCUCAUUGUCCAUCUGAUCAGCUCCACUUACUGUAUAGCUGCACUUUGUAGUUCUACAG